Anisakis simplex (herring worm) is the source of this 1065-nucleotide messenger RNA. The record is from the annotation of a GenBank genome assembly. Lineage: Eukaryota; Metazoa; Nematoda; Chromadorea; Rhabditida; Anisakidae.
AUGAAGACGAGUGACAAAACAAUUGCGAGUAUGCGUCCAGCAAAAAGCUUCUCAGACAACCAGGCGAGAAUAAACAGUCUCGACUUCAGUGCAGAUGGCUUGCAAAUGAUUUCAUCUUCGGACGAUGAUUCGAUUGUGAUGUACGAUUGCAGUACUGGUCAAAAGAGUCGAUCGGUAAAUAGUAAAAAAUACGGUGUCGAUUUAAUUCAGUUCGCACACAACACGUCAAAUGCGAUACACUGCUCCACUAAAGUUGAUGAUGUUAUUCGAUAUCUGUCACUUCACGACAACAAAUAUAUUCGGUAUUUUCCAGGACAUCAAAAGAAAGUUGUCACGCUAUGUAUGUCACCGCUAGAUGAUAUGUUUCUGUCGGGUUCACUUGACAAGACCAUUCGCCUUUGGGAUCUACGAAUGCAAAGCUGUCAGAAUAAGACCGGAAACAUUGGAACGACCCUUGGCUGUAUGCAAGCAUCUGAUAUAGCAUUGGGUUUUAUGAAUAAUGCGAAGGGUUUGAUGCAUGUUCCAUCACGACCAGUGGCUGCGUUUGACCCUGAAGGAUUGAUAUUUGCUGCUGGCAUCAACUCGGACACCAUAAAAUUAUACGAUCUCCGGUCAUUCGAUAAGGGUCCAUUUAUGACAUUCAAAGUGGAGAGUGAUUCAAAAGAGGGCGACUGGACAGGCCUGAAGUUUUCGCCUGAUGGCAAGAUGAUCAUGUUAACAACGAACGCUGCUUGUGUGACUCUUUUAGAUGCUUUCAAGGGAACACUGAUUCACACACUUCGAGGUCAUGAGAACAAUAAAGGAAUUGAAUUGGAUGCGACUUUUUCGGCCGAUGCGCAAUACGUAUUCAGUGGUUCAACGGAUAGUUCAAUCUGUGUUUGGUCUGCGGUGAGUGGGCAGCGUGUGGCACGUCUCGUGUCAGGCCAUUCUCCAUUAAUUCAAAAAGUCCUCUUCAAUCCACGUUUCUUCAUGUUGGCGACUGCUUGUACUAUGCUGUUUGCUUUAGUGGGAGUGACGUUGAGUUUCUUCGGUAAUUUUUUUGCAAAUAUUCAACGUUACAAAUAA